Symbiodinium pilosum is the source of this 1155-nucleotide messenger RNA. The record is from the annotation of a GenBank genome assembly. Lineage: Eukaryota; Dinophyceae; Suessiales; Symbiodiniaceae.
AUGAAAGUUUACCUGGCACUUGCCACACUCUUCUGGACACGACGGACUGCAUUCCAGUCGUUUUUUACAAUCCGUCCUGCCUCAUGGCGCGUUUCCGCGCCAGGUCAGUCACGUUUCGCACGGCCAAGGCUUCAACGCGUCAGGUGCUUGUCCAGCAAUAUGCACAGACGGCCUCGGACUGCCCCCGCAUUCUCACCACAUUCCGGAAAUGUUCAAGCUUCCAGCACGUGUAUAGUGAGGAAGAAUGGUUUGUCAGCCUGGCCUGUUUUCGGCGAAGAUGGGCAGCAUGAUGUGCCGGCAGCAGCGCCAGCAGAUAUGGGACCAUUUCUUGCAGUCUCAGCGGGCCUUUCUGGUUUCGUUGCAGAACACACUUGUGCAGUGCUUUCAGAUGGUCAGCUCGUCUGCUUUGGAAGCAGCGAAAGUGGGGAAUGUGACGUGCCAGCAGAUUUGGGACCAGUUUGUGCAGUCUCAGCGGGCAGAGCGCAUACUUGUGCAGUGCGGAUGGAUGGUUAUCUCGUCUGCUUUGGAAGCAACAAACUUGGAGACAGCACAUACGGGCAAUGUGACGUGCCCGCAGAUUUGGGACAAGUUUUGGCAGUCUCAGCGGGUCGAGCACAUACUUGUGCAGUGCGCGCAGAUGGUCAGCUGGUCUGCUUUGGAGACAACGAAAGUGGGCAAUGUGACGUGCCCGCAGAUUUGGGACCAGCUUUGCAAGUCUCAUCGCGCAAGGCACAUACUUGUGCAGUGAAUGCACAUGGUCAACUCGUCUGCUUUGGAAACAACCGCUAUAGGCAAUGUGACGUGCCAGCAGAUUUGGGACCAGUUUGGGCAGUUUCAGCAGGCGCUUAUCAUACUUGCGCAGUCCGUGCAGAUGGUCAGCUGGUCUGUUUUGGAGACAACAAAUAUGGGCAAUGUCACGUGCCCGCAGACUUGGGACCAGUUUUGGCAGUCUCAGCGGGCCGUUAUCAUACUUGUGCACUGCGUGCAGAUGGUCAGCUGGUCUGUUUUGGAGACAACAGAUAUGGGCAAUGUCACGUGCCCGCAGAUUUGGGACCAGCUUUGGCAGUCUCAGUCGGCGACUCUCAUAGUUGUGCAGUGUGUGCAGAUGGUCGGCUCGUCUGCUUUGGGCACGUACCCAAAGGCUUUGAAGGCUGA